AUGCCGGCGAAAUUGCCCGUGGCCGACACCCGCUUCAUCUGCGUGCAAUGCCGGAAAACCCUGAGCAGCUCAGCCCGACGGCGACGACUCGUAUCCACCAAUGCAUUCUCAGCAUCAGCAGCAUCGUCAUCAACUCCUGAGGUCUUCGAUAUCGUGACCGUCGGCGGCGGACCAGCUGGCCUCGCCCUCCUCGCAGCGUUGAAGUCAUCGCCCAUCACAUCCCAUCUGAAAACGGCACUGAUCGAGACCCAAGACCUGUCCAAGCUGCGCCAAUGGAGCUCGUCGGAAGACCGGUACUCGAACCGCGCCAGCAGCUUGACCCCCUCGUCGAUGUCGUUCCUCGAGAAGGAGGCGGGCGCGUGGGACCACGUCGACCAGUCCCGCGUGCAGGCCUACGACGAGAUGCAGGUCUGGGACGCCUCCAACGACGCCUCCAUCCAGUUCGACUGGACGGCCGAGACCAGCAAAUAUAACGCGCCGCCGCGGACCGUGGCCACCAUGACCGAGAACGCCAAUCUGACGCGAGCCCUCCUGGAACGCAUCGCCCAGCUCGGGGCCGAAGCGUCCCUGUUCUCCAGCACCAGCGUCGCGUCCAUUACGAACGGCGACGACGACCCCAACGGCCUCAACCUGUCCACCUGGCCGGUGUUGCGGCUUGAAUCAAAACCGGCCCCUCAGGCCCCGUCAUCGUCACCAUCACGUCCGUCCACCAUCGCAGCCCGCCUGCUCGUGGGCGCCGACGGCUUCAACUCGCCCGUGCGCACCUUCGCCGGCAUAUCGUCGCACGGGUGGGACUACCACCGGCACGGCGUGGUGGCCACGCUCACCGUGCAACCCGCCGACACCGACAUCAGCGCCAGUGCAGCUGAGGAUUUCGACUUCGACCUCUUCUCGGCGGAGCCCCAGGCCAACCGCGCCACAGCGUACCAACGUUUCCUGCCCGACCUGGGCGGGCCCGUCGCCGUGCUGCCCCUCCCGAACAACCACGCCUCGCUCGUGUGGUCCACCACGCCCGCGAACGCCGCCUACCUGAAGUCUCUACCGCCCGCCGCGCAACGGGCCAUGAUCAACGCCGCCCUGCGCCUGUCGCAGACUGACAUCCAGUACAUGUUCACGCUCCCUGCCGGCACCUCGUCGGAUCCGGAGGGACAACAACACGAGGACGAACUCCAGUGGCGCCUCCAACACACGCCCGCCCCGAGCAUCUCGCGCCCGGUCCCUCUCGUCACGUCCGUGCAGGAGAAUACGCUCGCCUCGUUCCCGCUGCGCCUGCGCCACGCCACGUCCCUGACCGGCCCGCGGGUCGCGCUGGUCGGCGACGCCGCCCACACCAUCCACCCGCUGGCCGGCCAGGGCCUGAACCUGGGCCUCGCGGACGCCGCGUGCCUGGCCGACACGGUGGCCUACGCCGUGCGCCACGGCAUGGACAUCGGCGACGGCUUCGCCUUGGAGCGCUACAACGCCGCGCGAUUCGGCCGCGGGCUCGUCAUGGCCGGCGGCGUCGACGCCCUGCACUGGACGUAUCAGAUGGGCAGUGGAAGUGGUGGUUCGGGCGGUAUCGUGAGCAGCGUGCUCGCCCGUGCCAGGGGCCUGGGCAUGAAUGUCGUGGAAUCGGGCCUUGUGCCCGGCUUGAAGAGUCUGAUCAUGAAGCAGGCCACUUAG
Molecule: messenger RNA, 1662 nt
Organism: Fonsecaea erecta
Lineage: Eukaryota; Fungi; Ascomycota; Eurotiomycetes; Chaetothyriales; Herpotrichiellaceae
Product: ubiquinone biosynthesis monooxygenase COQ6
Exons: 2
Coding region: 1-1662 (553 amino acids)
Biological process (GO): ubiquinone biosynthetic process
Cellular component (GO): mitochondrion
Molecular function (GO): 2-octaprenyl-6-methoxyphenol hydroxylase activity; oxidoreductase activity, acting on paired donors, with incorporation or reduction of molecular oxygen, NAD(P)H as one donor, and incorporation of one atom of oxygen; FAD binding
Source: RefSeq, a predicted model, not a curated record